This is a messenger RNA of Pimephales promelas (fathead minnow), 3778 nucleotides long. Lineage: Eukaryota; Metazoa; Chordata; Actinopteri; Cypriniformes; Leuciscidae. The record is from RefSeq and is a predicted model, not a curated record.
GAUAUUGACCUUCUGGAGGAACACAAACAUGAGCUUGAGCGUAUGGCCCGGGCCGACCGCUUCCUGUUUGAGAUGAGCAGAAUCGACCACUAUCAACAGAGGCUCCAGUCUCUUUUCUUCAAGAAGAAGUUCGCCGAGCGUCUGGCCGAGACGAAGCCCAAAGUUGAAGCUAUUCUGUGCGCGUCGCGUGAGGUGAUGAAAAGCAAGCGUCUGACACAGGUUCUGGAAGUGGUUUUGGCUUUCGGGAACUUCAUGAACAAAGGACAGCGGGGCAACGCAUAUGGUUUCAAAGUGUCCAGCCUCAACAAGAUCGUGGACACAAAGUCAAGUAUAGACAGGAACAUCACCAUGUUGCAUUACCUGAUCAUGAUCUUUGAGAAGAAUUACCCUGACAUCCUCAAUAUACAACAGGACUUAUUCAGUGUACCAGAAGCUGCCAAAGUCAAUCUGGCUGAGCUGGAGAAGGAAGUGUUCAGCAUCAGGAACGGCCUGAAAGCUCUGGAGGCGGAGUUACGAUACCAGCAGAGCCAAGCAUGUGAUCGGGGGGACAAGUUCGUCCCAGUGGUCAGUGACUUCAUCACCGUCGCUAGCUUCAGCUUCUCUGAACUCGAGGAUCUACUCAAUGAAGCCAAAGAUAAGUUCUCCAAGUCUCUGAAGCAUUUUGGAGAGGAGGAAGGUCGCAUGCAGCCGGAUGAGUUCUUCGGUAUCUUUGACAUCUUCCUGCAGUCGUUCAGCGAGGCCCGACACGACCUGGAGAACAUGCAGCGACGCAAGGAGGAGGAAGAGCGGAGAAUACGCAUGGAGGCCAUGCUGAAGGACCAGCGGGAACGAGAGAGACGAGUGAAGAAAAGCGUGGGCGGCAGUGUGUCAGAGGAGGUGGGAGAGUUCGAUGAUCUCGUGUCGGCGCUUCGCUCAGGUGAAGUCUUUGACAAGGACUCGAAACUUAAACGCAACCGCAAGCGCUCUGUCAACCAGCUGGUGGAUGGAGGGGGUCGUGAAAGACCAGUCACCAAGGUGAACUAUUGACCCCAGUCAAAAGGAGACCAGACUUCCUACAUUCACAGACUGACGGGGAUCUCUCCUGAAAUGUUGUACGCUGCCCUAUAUUUGACAUUUUUGCUCAUGGACAGGCUCACUGUAAAAUAUUCUGGACAUAUGUGAAGGAUAUCUCUCUUGUUUCUGCUUCUCAGUCUUCCUUCUUUUCAUGUACACUCAAACCAACAUCUUGCUGGUUUUUGUGGCACAACCUGAUGUUCAAUAAGUUCAAGAAGAGCAAUCUCACAAUACAAGAAGGAUCACUUGUCAACCACCCAAGGUUAUUGUCCAUUCCCUUGGAGAUCGAAAGAAAGUCCCACUUUUUUGGAAGUCUGGUACCUCGAAACUUCGGAUCCAACUGUGCUUUUUGAUCUAAAGGACGCAGCUGGUGCUUCUUAAACAUGAAAAUGCCGAUAAAAAAGGAAAUAGAUGUUGGGAUUGCCACAUAUGAAAUGUAACACUGUGGAUGCAGCCUUACAGGUUGGGAUAGUCCUUCCCCAAGUGCCUCAACACUCCUGGAUGGAGAGAAUAACACUUAAAGUGGAAGAAUAAUACAAAACCGGAAGAAUUAUGACAUUAUGAAUGCAGAAAUUCGAGCUCCUUUACAUACAUUGUGUCAAACAGUUAAAAGAGCCCAUAGGAUUUAUAUGUCGAAGCAAACCCGCUCUCAUAUUUCAUGUUUUUUUUUUUUUUUUUUGUCUUUUUCUUUGAACGCUUCAAGGUACACCAAAGUAACACAAUAAUGCAUCUCCAUCAGGUUGUUACCGGAAUACUUUUGUGGCCUUGAAUCGGUCAUAAAUGUCCCAGCUUUCAUCCAAACCGCUCUUCUGGGAAGGAAGGGACAGUGACGUUUGGUUUAAACUUUAAAGAAGUGGUUAGUACACCGUGUGUCUUUUUCAGGUUGACAUACUGAACCUUUGGGCCUUGAUUAUAUUACACAGAAUGAUGCCUCACAUAUAUCUAAAUGUUUAUUGAGAAACACUAGGUACACUGCUAUUUUCCACGUCUGAAAAAAGAAAGAAAGUCGUCUCCUAGAUGUCAGACUUGAUCUCGAGGACAACAUUACGUAACCCACUUUGGUUUUCUUGUUUAUUAUAUAUUGUGCAUAUUUUUUUUAAACAUGUAUAUAAAGUAGCUGUAGUCAGGACAAAGGUUGCAGUUGGCAUGAAAUGGCAGAGAAAAGACACUGACAGACAUCUGAAGAAGAGAUGUAGGGUCCACUGAGCUACGAGCUGUUUGUCGGCCUCCUGUCGUCGGCCCAUAUGGGGUCACAGCGGGCGUUCUGUAUAAUUCGAUUGUGUUGAUCUUUUAAGAGACGGUUAAAUAUGGACACAAAUGGUGCUAAUUGGUACAGCCAUCUCUGCGCCCCCUGACCCAGCUUAAGAAACAAGAUGGCUGUCUGUCUGUAUGAGAGAAUGGGCUUUGGUAUAUCCAUAUUUCGGGAUAAUUUAUUAACAGUCUAAAAAAGUGCCAUUACAACGGGCCAGUGCUGUCAUUCUCUCUUUCCUCACUUGCAUCAGCUCAUUAUGUGUACUUAUUAUUUAGAUUUAAUAAUUGAAAGGUGUAUAUUUAUGUAUAUUUUGUCAAUGGUGUACCUAUAUACCAAAUUGCAGUCCCGUCUGGUUUGUGAGUAAUCACUUAUUAUGAGUCAGUGUGAUGUGUUUAACAGUUAAAAAGAGCACAGAGCAUUUAGAAAAAGACAAUUAUUGCCUAUUUAAAUCUGAACGUUUCAGUUAGCUUUAACUGUAAUUAGUUUAAUUGCACUUCCCCGUGGAGAUCUUCCGGCAAAGUCCUAAAGCUUGAGCCGAUUCAUUUGAGAUCACGCACAAUUAGGAAUGUGGGUUUGCACAAUUUACCGAAAUGAAUACGAUGGCAUUUACUUUUUUAUAUAAUCUUACAUUUGAUUAAUUAUCUAAAAAAAAAAAAAAGAUCCCCUUGCCAAAUGAAUAUCGGGGUGUUUUGGGCUAUUUUAUUUCCUUUACGUCUUUAUUGUUCUCGUCAUGGUUUUUGCAGACACCUUUCCAGAUCCACCGAGUAUUCAAAUCUUCAGUAUUAUUAUUAUUUUUUUUGUAUGUAUGUAUGUAUGUAUGUAUGUAUAUUUGGUCAUUGAUUGUCCAAAACAGAAAGGAAAAGAUGUAGCUAUAGUUGCUUGAUGCACUUUCUUGUAGGACAAACUUUUCCUGCACCACAAACCCGAGGAGCCAAAGGCUGAUGAAAAAUAUGAAAAUUGAAGUAUAUUUUUGUAGUUAAGAAAUCAGGCCUUAGUAAAUAUGUGUAAAUGUAUCCAAUAAUCCAAGUUCCAUUGUUUUUUUUUUGUUUUUGUUUUUUUGUUGGAUUGAAUAUUGAUAGAUAUGAUAUGGGCCGUGAUAUGAAGGGUAAAGAAAAUUAAUUAUCUUCUAUAGAUGUUAUAAUGAAUGACAGUCUGCAUCUGAACACAGCAAGAAAAACUGCCUAAAUGUAUCACUCACUUUUAUAUCUAGAUAUUUUUGAAAGAAUGUUUUGCCUCACACUUCUGCUUGGUCCAAUAAUGCACUUGAUGUUUUCCCUAUUGGCUCGAGUUGUGCAUAGGUGUGUUUCUUCGAUAAUACCGGUGUAUUAUUAUCAUUUUCUGUGACAUGAAACGCUCCACCCCUGGUUUUGAGGUUGUAAUUGUGACUGAUUUGACACAAUAGAUGUAUAGUUCUCAAAUCUUUUGUACACCAUUAUAGAAACCAGAAAAGGUCAAAUUAAAGUCUGAAGAAUG